Messenger RNA from Hevea brasiliensis (rubber tree), 786 nucleotides. Its product is annotated as mitochondrial pyruvate carrier 1. Gene Ontology annotation, biological process: pyruvate import into mitochondria. The record is from RefSeq and is a predicted model, not a curated record. Lineage: Eukaryota; Viridiplantae; Streptophyta; Magnoliopsida; Malpighiales; Euphorbiaceae. The transcript has 5 exons. The coding region runs from base 192 to 518 and encodes 108 amino acids. Gene Ontology annotation, cellular component: mitochondrial inner membrane.
UUUAUGCCAUUGGAAAAACAGCAUCAUCAUGCAGACAAUACAUACUCUUUAUCACAGCUUAGAUGUUGAAAGAAGAUCACUUCAUUGCUGUUCUCAACUCUUUUAGCUUUCUGAUUCCUUGCUCAUGUAACGUUCUGUAUCUCGCAAGAAUUUCUGCACUUUAGAACCUUCAGGUUCCAUCUCACUUGUAAAUGGCAUUCUUCCGGGCAUUUUGGAAUAGUCCUAUUGGUCCUAAAACAACUCAUUUUUGGGGUCCUGUUUUCAACUGGAGCAUCCCAAUUGCAGCAUUUGUUGACACAAAGAAACACCCAGAAAUGAUAUCUGGCAACAUGACGGCAGUAAUGUGUGUUUAUUCAGCAAUGUUCAUGAGAUUUGCUUGGAUGGUACAGCCUCGAAACUUGCAUCUUCUUGUAUGCCAUGUCUCCAAUGAAACAGUGCAGCUUUAUCAGCUUUCGCGUUGGAUAAAGGCUAGAGGAUCCUUGCAGCAGGAGAAAGAGGAACAACCUAAAGGACAGUGAUCCACAGAUUAUCUGUUAUAAUUUAUGCUAUCUUUUUCACUUGUUCUGAUAAUGUAAAACUAUACUUCUUUUUCUUUGGGAUUUUUUUUUUUUUAAUUUUAGACUAGUUCAUCGCAAAUUCAAAACAUAACAUGACCCACAUAUAGAAUAGGUGAGACUUACAUGCUUGUGUUUGAGUCUUGAGGCGAUGAUAAACCAAUUCCCAGUGUCACAAUGCAAAAAGACUGCAAUCUUGCAUUACAAUGCUAAUGAUUAGCAUUUUCCCUAA